This is a messenger RNA of Scophthalmus maximus (turbot), 1945 nucleotides long. It is a transcript of the gene ddost, whose product is annotated as dolichyl-diphosphooligosaccharide--protein glycosyltransferase subunit (non-catalytic). The transcript is spliced from 11 exons. Gene Ontology annotation, cellular component: oligosaccharyltransferase complex; endoplasmic reticulum membrane. The coding region runs from base 31 to 1431 and encodes 466 amino acids. NCBI's taxonomy places the organism in Eukaryota, Metazoa, Chordata, Actinopteri, Pleuronectiformes, Scophthalmidae. The record is from RefSeq and is a predicted model, not a curated record.
CUAACGCUGACGUCCGUCUUCUGCAGCAAAAUGGCGUCGCUGACAGCAGCCGUGCAGACGAGCCGGUCCGGUUCUGCAUCAUCGUCCAAGCAACGGAGCGGGAUGACGACCCAGAGGAGGUUUAGACUUUUGGACAACAAAACCCUCGUAUUCCUUUCGCUAGCCUCCAUGUUGCACUGUGCUCUGGCUGACGGAAAGACGCUGGUUCUGCUGGACAACCUCAACAUCAGAGACACCCAUUCAAUGUUCUUCCGCAGUCUGGCAGAUCGUGGCUUUGACCUGGCAUUCAAGACGGCCGAUGAUCCCUCCCUGUCUUUGAUCAAAUAUGGCCAGUUCCUGUAUGACCAUUUAAUCAUAUUUGCUCCUUCGGUUGAAGACUUUGGAGGAAAUAUAAAUGUGGAGACUAUCACAUCCUUCAUCGAUGGUGGAGGAAACGUCCUGGUUGCUGCCAGUUCAGAUAUUGGUGACCCGCUGAGGGAGCUGGGCAGUGAGUGUGGCAUUGAGUUUGAUGAGGAGAAGACGGCUGUCAUUGACCAUCACAACUUUGAUGUGUCUGAUCCCGGAGAGCACACGCUGAUUGUUGCUGCCCCAGAAAACCUGCUGAAAGCUCCCACUAUUGUUGGCAAACCCACCAACAAACCUGUUUUAUUCAAGGGUGUUGGUAUGGUGGCAGACCCAGAAAACCCUCUUGUCCUGGACAUCCUUACUGGCUCCUCCACCUCUUAUUCCUUUUUCCCUGACAGACCCAUCUCUCAGUAUCCCCAUGCUGUUGGCAAGAACACCCUGCUGAUCGCUGGCCUUCAAGCCCGGAACAAUGCCAGAGUGGUUUUCAGCGGCUCACUCGACUUCUUCAGCGACUCCUUCUUCAACUCUGCUGUGCAGAAGGCCACACCCGGGUCCCCGAGGCACGAGCAAAAUGGGAACAUGGAUCUGGCCGAGGCUCUGUCCCGUUGGGUGUUCAAGGAGGCCGGAGUCCUGAGGGUGGGAGCUGUUACCCAUCAUCCUGUGGGAGAGACAACUCCCCCUGCAGCAUACACCAUCACUGACCUGGUGGAGUUCAGCAUUGUCAUUGAGAUGUUGUCCGAGGGCCGUUGGGUCCCGUUUGACGGAGAUGAUAUUCAGCUCGAGUUUGUGAGGAUCGAUCCCUUCGUCAGGACUUACCUCAAGAAAAAUGGAGGCAAAUACAGCGUCCAGUUCACGUUGCCCGAUGUGUAUGGAGUCUUCCAGUUCAAGGUGGACUACAACCGACUGGGAUUCACACACCUCUACUCCUCCACCCAGGUAUCAGUGCGUCCCCUGCAGCACACUCAGUACGAGCGCUUCAUCCCCUCAGCCUUCCCAUACUACGCCAGCGUCUUCUCCAUGAUGGCAGGUCUCUUUGUCUUCAGCAUAGUCUUCCUGCACAUGAAAGAGAAGGAGAAGUCAGACUAAUGCAGAGAAACAACGGGGGAGGGAAAACGAGAUUAUAGAUUUGAACUUGUGGUGUGAAGAGUUGAAAUUGGAUGUCUUGAUGGCUUGAAUCUUCACACAGAGACUUGGACUGCAGUCCACUGUAAAAAUAAAUAAAUAAAUACAGUUCUUGUUUGAAUUUUGGAGCUUUCAACUUUCCGGGGUCAAGCGGACAAUGGGGAUCCUGAGUGUUUUUGGUGGGUUUUUUCUUUCUUUUUUUUUAACUCGCUCAAAGACCCAUACAUGUUCAGAUGUCAGUGUUUGUAUAAUGUUGCUUUACAUUUGAUAAAAUGAUCUCAGUAGAGCACUUGCCUUGGAAAAUAAAUCCAUGUUCGAAUUUGGCCCACAUUUUCUCAAUCUGCACAUGUUAUCGUGGUAACUACAUGCACUGAAUAUGCCAACUCUUUUUUUUGUUUGUUUUUGAUAAAACUUUCAAUGUGUUUCCAAAAAAAUCUGGAGUCAUCUUAAUAAAUAAAUAAAAAAUACUGACAUUCCA